Molecule: messenger RNA, 1661 nt
Organism: Penaeus monodon (black tiger shrimp)
Lineage: Eukaryota; Metazoa; Arthropoda; Malacostraca; Decapoda; Penaeidae
Exons: 4
Coding region: 339-1553 (404 amino acids)
Biological process (GO): sensory perception of taste
Cellular component (GO): axon; membrane; dendrite
Source: RefSeq, a predicted model, not a curated record
UGUAGGUGUCGGAGUCUCGAGCCCGGCGGCCGCGCGGUUCGAGAGAGCCGGGGGUCCCAGUGCGUCCGCGACUGUCAUGGAAGACAACAGCCCCGGCAGCUACUUUGGGGACGCGGACCAGGGUGUGGAUUGCAGCUGAACGUUUUUUAGGUGGUUCUCCUUGAAGCAUCGUCCCACGGCGUGCAGUUUCAAGUGCAGUCAGUCAAGGAUAGGCUUCGUGGCGGCCACAGGGAUGUGGACCUUCAGUCGUCUUCUGGCGAAGGAACAAGCAGUGUGAGGGCAUAUGACUACUUCGACAUCAGUGCAUCCUUGGCGCGUGGGCCGACAUAGUGACGAUCAUGUUCCCGCACGGUUCCGCGACCCUCGCCGACCUGCCUGUGAUUCCGAUCGACCUAGAAAGCUUCGCGUCGCGCACGUAUCCUACGCCCUUCGUGCACGUCAUCCGCUGGGCCAAGAUCUGGGGGUGUAUGCCCGUGUCCUACAACUAUGCCACUCGCCGCUAUAAGCUGAGUCCCUUCCUCACCUUCUGGAUCAUCUGCUCCGUCGGAUUCAACAUCCCCUGCUUCUACGACUGUAUGCUGGCCUACAUCGCCGGCGGAGAGGGCCUCACCCUCUACGUCAUGAUCCUCAUCGUCUUCGUCAUGAGCAUCUCGGCCGUCUCCGUGCACGUGCUCUCCAUCGUCAUGUACGAGGAGUGGGCCAACUUCCUCAACGACUGGAUGCUGUUCGAGCGCAAGUUCCCGACGCUCACCGAUGGCGUCCACUCCUUCAGCCUCGCCGUCCCGCUCUUCAACAGCAUUUUCAUCUGCGUCGCCUUCUUCGUGGUGAACAUCCUCAACGAACUGAGGUUCAACCUGAUCAACGAGGACGGCGUGGGGCGCAUGCUGUCCCUCGUCUACGUCUACGUCAUCUACAGCUACACCCUCUCCAUGCCCGUGCUGUGGGUGGUCAUGGCGUCCAAGGUGUUCACUCUCUGCUUCGGCCACAUCCGCCACGAGCUCGAGUCGAUGCUGGAGUGCGAGAAAUUCGGCGAAAGGUGCGCGCGCUCGCCCAUCCAGAAGUGCAUCGCCAGCGGGGACAUCAACCGCCUGCAGGAGGCCGUCCUGGACCUCCGACGCAUCAUCCAGAAAUUCAAAGUGAUCAUGGGGCCUUUCAUGCUGGUGAUGGUCCCGCACCACAUCAUCUCGCUCAUCUGCUUCCUCUACUGGACGCUCGUCUCUACCCUGGACUACAGCGACUGGUAUUUUCCUGUUAGUUUCGGCCUGCUUUCCCUGCAGGCCAUCGCGCCCAUCUUCUGCGGCGCCAUCUACAGCGAGGACAUCCACACACAGAAGAACUCCCUGAUCGAGCCUCUGCUCAUGCUCAAGGGGACCAUGAAGGAGCAGGCGAGCAAGCGGCAGAUGGACACGCUGAUCGACCACGUGAAGCGAAUGGACGCCCAGAUCGAGGGCCGCGGGUUCUUCGUCCUCAACAAGGGGAUGGCCACCACGGUGGUGAACACGGUGGUGACCUACCUGGUGGUGCUUAUCCAGUUCUACGGCAGUGGGCCCUGAGCAGGCGAGAGCGGUGAUUCACGGGUUGGGCAAAGGCGUCUGAGAUUUCGUCAGCACAACAGUUACGCAUCUAAGUCAUUUAGGUUUAGUGAAUGUUCAUUGCGUGUG